CCCAUUUUUUUAAUUUUCUUCCGUACCUUAGCAUGAGAGUGCAACCGUACUUUUACACCUACACACACACAUUGAAGUUUAUAAAUUCUUACCCACCUAUAUCACCUUUUCUUUACUCACAACUCAACAAAUAUCCAAUACUAUCUCCUUCCCCCAUUUUUUUUUCUUAAUAAACAAACUUUCCAAUUGUUAACUUUAAAUAGUAAUUAUGGAGCAUCCUCAGUAUUAUGCACCCUACCGCCUUGCGGACUCAUCAUCUCUAGGAUUUCCUCUUGGCACUGCCUUUCUCUUGGUUGCUGUUUUCAGUCUGAGUGGUAUAUUUUCUUGCUGUUAUCACUGGAACAGAAUCCGCUUGCUUCGUCGACGCGCAGACCUCGAAGCAGGCGAUGAUCCUGCUUCCGUCAAAUAUAAACUCAAUUAUAACAUGAGUGAAAAGCAGAACCAAAGCCAAAACAUGCCUGCAGUGUUAAUGCCAGGUGAUGAAGUUCCAAAAUUCAUAGCAUUGCCAUGUCCAUGCCAGCCACCACGACCGGAAAAGGUAGCUGAAGAGGUGCAGCUGCCGCCUUCGCCUUCACCUAAGCCAAUUCGUAUGGUAGUGGGAUUACUUUUGUAGAACUGAUUUUACAACAUUGGUGUGUAAUGUAUAGAUUCAAUUGUGGUUCAACCAAAUUACCAAGUUUUUUAUUUGUAAUUAACGCACCAUUUGUCCAAUGCCUGCUAAAGUGAUUUGUUCAGUGCAACCUUAACUAAAACUUCCCCAAAAUCACAACUAAAAUUUUUGACGUUGGUAAGUUCAACGUAUUUUGACUUGUACGUUUAGGUUCAGGACCAAAAGUCUCCAUUUUGUUUGUAACAUUAAAGACUAUUAUACAUCAAGGAUUAUUUAAAUAUCCUACUCACAAAUAUUGUAAGUUUU
Messenger RNA from Solanum lycopersicum (tomato), 916 nucleotides. RefSeq lists its product as uncharacterized. The record is from RefSeq and is a predicted model, not a curated record. Lineage: Eukaryota; Viridiplantae; Streptophyta; Magnoliopsida; Solanales; Solanaceae.